CAACUAAACAUUUCUAAAAAUUCACAAUAUUUCGUCAACUUCCAGUCGGUCGUUUAAACUUGGCAGGUGAACUCGUUCGUACAUACGUGAUUGAAUUUUUCCCCAAAUUCCAUUUGCCCCCCGCCCCCACUUUAUUUCAUUCAGUUUAUCUACAUACUUCUUCAAUACGUCGUACCUUUAAAAAUGAAUAAUUUCGUCGCAGCAAUUGAUCAAGGGACUAGCUCGUCACGAUUUAUGGUUUUUGAGGCCAAUACCGGUAAAUUGAUAACCUUUCAUCAAGUCGAAAUUCCACGCUGUGCUCCAAACCAAGGGUGGGUAGAGCAAGACGCCAAUGUUCUUCUCUCUUCUAUCUUAACCUGUAUCGACGGGUGUGUCAAAAAUUUGCAAGACAUGGGCCACUCCCCCUCGCAAAUAAAAGCUGUUGGGAUAACAAAUCAAAGAGAAACUAUCAUCGCAUGGGAUAAGGUUUCAGGAAGUCCGUUGUACAAUGCGAUUGUCUGGAUGGAUACCCGAACAGUUUCCACGGUGCAGGAAAUUUUAUCAACUAAGAAACAAGAAACUGAAGACAUCCGUCGAAUCUCCGGCCUUCCGAUGAGCACUUAUUUCAGUGCCACAAAAUUAAAGUGGCUCCUUGACCACGUGCCCGAAGUAAAGCAGGCCGUGGAUCUGGAUCGAUGCCUUUUUGGCACAGUGGACUCCUGGCUAACUUGGAAUCUCACCGGAGGAUGUAACGGCGGAUUGCAUGUGACCGACGUUACUAACGCUUCUCGAACCAUGCUCAUGAAUUUGGAGACGCUACAGUGGGAUCCCUACUUGUGCGACUUUUUUGGAAUUGAUGUCAAACUCCUGCCUGAAAUUCGGUCUUCAUCCGAAAUUUAUGGCCAUUUACUAUCCACUGGACUGGCCGGUGUUCCAAUUUCAGGAAUUUUGGGCGAUCAACAAGCCGCUCUUGUCGGCCAACGGUGUUUUAAACCAGGCCAAGCUAAAUGUACGUAUGGAACGGCGGGCGUUCUCCUGUUCAAUACGGGAUCAACGAUCGUGCCCUCCACGCAAGGUCUUCUGACCACUGUUGGGUACCAGUUGGGACCCGACCGUCCCGUCGUGUACGCCUUGGAAGGAUCCAUCGCCAUUGCGGGGGCCGUCAUUCGAUGGCUCAGAGACAAUCUGGAUUUCGGUGGGAGUUACGAGGAAAUGGUGAAAUUAUCCGAAAGUGUGGAGGAGACUGGAGUAGUAUUUUUUGUUCCCGCGUUUUCCGGAUUAUUUGCCCCUUACUGGCGAUCUGACGCGAGAGGCCUUAUCUGCGGUCUUACCGAAUUCUCUACGAAAUCCCACAUCACUCGAGCAGCCUAUGAAGGGGUCGCAUUUCAAGUGAAGGAAAUCCUAUCAGCCAUAAAUUCCGAGGUUGGUGUCGUUCCAAUCUCCUCGCUCCGAGUGGACGGCGGGAUGACCGUUGUCGACCACUUGAUGCAACUCCAAGCCGAUUUCUUGGGGAUUGAAGUACUCCGAACGGAAAUGGGGGAAAUGUCCGCGUUGGGUGCGGCAAUGGCUGCCGGAAAUGCGAAAGGUGUCCAAGUUUGGGACAUUUUUACACAAUCUGAUUCCAUACCGGGGCAUGCCUUUCAGCCCAGAAUUACUGCCAAAGAACGGGAGGCACGAUAUGUCAAAUGGAAAAACGCAGUUGUUCGAACUUGGUAAAGUUACACUUAAGGAUAAGAAGUUUUCGUCAAUCACCUUGUUUCACUAGUUCGUAUCAGAAUUGGAAAGACUUUUAUUUAAUAUAGAAAUAAUCUCGAUCGUGUGAUAUCCGUAAUUAAUUAAGGUACCUAUAAAUAUGAACAUAAGUCAGCCACAGUUACCUUUCACCUUGUGUUAUAAUAAAGUUAUGCGUAUACUAAAUAUGUAUUCGCCUAGAUCUUGUAUAGAGAGAUAUUUCUCAUUAAGUAUACGCUAUUUAGGAAAUUUUGUCUAGCUCAUGUCCUAUUUUUAUUUUAAAAAAAUUACACCUUCUCUGGUUGAUUUAUCAUUGGAACCCAUUAUGUACGAUUUAAAUCCCAGACCCAACAAGAUUAUAAUUCAAUUCGUACUUAAAAUGCAAUAUUGGCCAGUUUUGGUUAAGUACUUAAACCAGGGUUGCAGAAAUCUCACCUCACCUUCAUAAAUCUCAUCUCACUGAGAUAUAAUGAGAAAUAGUGAGAUAUGAGAAAUAUGAGAUAUAUUGAGAUUUGUGAGUCAUGCACUAGCGCCACCUAGCGGACGGGGUCAUGAACUACAGGUUUAUCUCAUUAUUUCUCAUAUUUCUCACUCAGCCCCAACUGAGAUGAUUGAUAUAAAUCAUUAAAUCUCAUGAAAUCUCACUAGGUGAUAUAUACCACUUGCAACCCUGACUUAAACUGCAAUAGAAGAAUGAUAUAUCAAUGUCAAGAAUGGUAUGUAUGCUUACUAAUCCUAGCUGAAUAAAUGCCUCGUCAUCGGAAUUUUAA
Folsomia candida is the source of this 2480-nucleotide messenger RNA. Its product is annotated as glycerol kinase. Gene Ontology annotation, cellular component: mitochondrion. The record is from RefSeq and is a predicted model, not a curated record. The coding region runs from base 184 to 1695 and encodes 503 amino acids. Gene Ontology annotation, biological process: glycerol metabolic process; glycerol-3-phosphate biosynthetic process; triglyceride metabolic process. Lineage: Eukaryota; Metazoa; Arthropoda; Collembola; Entomobryomorpha; Isotomidae. Gene Ontology annotation, molecular function: glycerol kinase activity. The transcript is spliced from 10 exons.